Messenger RNA from Staurois parvus, 277 nucleotides. NCBI's taxonomy places the organism in Eukaryota, Metazoa, Chordata, Amphibia, Anura, Ranidae. The record is from the annotation of a GenBank genome assembly.
UGUCAGCUCGGUCAGGUGAUCAGCUGUGUCCAGUCACAGCUGAUCACUGAUCAUCAGGGCACUGAUGAUCAGUGUGCCCUGAUGAUCAGUGUAGCCCCAGCAGUGCCACCUGUCAGUGUCCAUCAGUGCCAGCUGUCAGUGCUCAUUCAUGCCACCUGCCAGUGCCCAUCAGUGCCACAUCAAUGCCACAUAUCAGUGCCCAUCUGAGCUGCCUUUCAGUGCCACCUAUCAAUGCCAGUCAGUGCUGCCUAACAGUGCGCAUCAGUGCCACCUAUCA